CCCCCUCGGCUGGUAGUUUCUUUUUCCCUUUUAUUUUUGCAAGGGCUCAGAUGCGCCGCGCAAACUGCAAGAGGGGUGGAUCCUUUUGCAAGCGGAGUAGGAAAUCCGCAUUGGGGAAAAGGGGAUCCUAAAAGAUCCAGGAAAUAUUAUUUUUUUAAAAAAUUGGGUGGGGGGAGAGAGAGGAAUCCAUUAACUCUUUGGGGCAGGGAGAAGUUUGGGUUUUGGAGCAGCGAUGUUUGCAGCUCCUGAGUUUUUCCUGAGCUUUCCCUUUUUGCAAAACGCGGCCCGGAUCUUAAAAAGCUGCAGAAAGAGGAAUCUCAGCCUGAAAUAAAAGGGAACUGAAGGUGGCAUACAUGUUGCUGGCUUCCCCUCUCCAUUUUAUCGCCACAACAACCCUGUGAGGGAACCGGGUGCCAUGGCGGACGACAACGGACUUUAUACGAAGAUCGCGGAAAACGUGAGCGAAAGCUUAGAGGCGGAUCCGCAGGGCGUCUCUGUGGAGUCAAGUACCUUGCUACAGAAACUGAGAGGAACUAUUUCGAAGUCUGUGCAGUGCAAAAUCGACUACAUACUGCAAGAUGUCCAGAGGUUCACUGACCAUGCCAAGCUUUAUCUUUACCUCCAACUCCCUUCCGGCCCAAGCUCAGGGGAAAAAAACCUGGACCUGACUUCUCUGAGCUCAGCUGAGCACAUGCAUGCUUGCACAUGGAUCCGGAAUCACCUGGAGGAAUACCCAGACACCUGCUUGCCAAAACAAGACGUUUUCGAUGCUUACAAGCGUUACUGCGAUAACCUUUGCAGCCGCUCUCUGAGCGCGGCCAACUUCGGCAAGAUCAUCAGGGAAAUCUUCCCGAACAUCAAAGCGAGGAGGCUGGGAGGUCGCGGGCAGUCAAAAUAUCCUUUUGUCGGGAUACGGAGGAAGACUGUGGUGAACAUGCCCCCUCUUCCCAGCCUGGAUCUGAAAGAGACGGAGUCGCCAGAGAGGCCAGAGGUGUUCCAGUCCUACAGCGACGAGGUGAUGGAAGCGGCCUGCGCCUUGACCUGCGACUGGGCCGAGAAGAUCCUCAAGCGCUCGUUCAACAACAUCGUGGAGGUGGCCCAGUUCCUCAUCCAGCAGCACAUCAUCAGCUCCCGCUCGCCCCACGUCGACCUCAUCAUGGCCAUGGUGGUCUCAGAAAUUACCGAGAACCACCGUGACAAACGGCCGCCCCAAACCAUGAAGAAAAAUGAGCCCGAAGGCGUGGAGAGUUCAGACAAUAAGCAGACCCAGGCCAAAGCGGAAAACGCCGCCAAGCCCUCGGCCGCAGCUCCGCGGAGCGAGGCCAAGAAGCCGCCGGACGCCCCAGCGAAGCCCGCCAGCAGCCCGCAGAUCAACGCCUUGGUGGCUCGGCUGCCGCUGCUGCUGCCCCGCGUCCAGGUCCAGCCCGGGGACCGGCUGGUGGUGUCUCCAGGGGUGGCGGCCAUGCACCCGGCCCCCGCCGUCCUGGCGCCCAAGCUGACUGCCUCGGGAGGGACGGUCAAGAUGGCUCUCUCCAUGGGGCCGGGGCCGUCCACUCUGGUGGCCCCCGCCAUGAACGGGCUGGCCGGCGUGGUCAGCCCUCCGGGCGCCGUGCCGGUCAUCAACAUGAUGCCGGUCAUCAACAUGGCACCGGUGCCGCCGGUGGCCGAGAUCCCGCUGAAGCACAAGAGCGCCCCUGCCGGUGGAGGGGUGAACGGCUGCGAGGCUCAGCGGAGCCCCCAGGACCCGCAGAGAGUCAAGCCCCCCGCUAAGCGGCCGGCGGAAGCACCCGGGGAGGCGACAGCAAAGAGGAAGCGGGGUCGGCCGCGCAAGAAGGCGGACCCCCCUUCGCCCGAGAAGAGAACCGCCAAGGAGGGAGCGCCCGGCGCCGAAGAGGACUCGGAUAUCAUCGUCGUGACUGUGGGUUACGGCGACCAGGCCGCCCGCCCGUCCUCCCGCUCCGCGUCUCGGGAAGAGAGCACGGAAGUGGAGGUGGUCCACGUCGGGAAGCCCAAGAGCCCGUUCCCCCAGGAGACGAGCGAAGAGGGCCCUUCCCGGGCCGGCAGCCUCAUUGUCAGCCCUGUCCCCAAAGCCGCUGUGCUGCCCACCCAGGUAAGCGUCAUCAGGGGCCGGAGGUCCGCCAUGCCUGUUGUUGUGGAAGAGACAGGAAGUGACUGGAAGGAGACAGGAAGUGGCUCCAAAGAGACAGGAAGUGACUGGAAGGAGACAGGAAGUGGCUCCAAAGAGACAGGAAGUGGCUCCAAAGAGACAGGAAGUGGCUCGAGGGAGCCCCCGCAGUUGGCUGAAGGCGCAGCAGCGCCGAGGAUUGGUACCAGAAUCACCGUCGCGAGGGACUGGGAGGACCCGGAGAGCGAGAGCUCCUCAGAAGGUGAACUCCAACCCACCGAUCUUUCCAUGCGCAAAGUUGCCCCGCCACCCUCCAGGGGUCGCUUGGAGGCCUGCGGCUUGCGGCCCUCGUCUGUAAACUUGCACAGGGUCAGUGCGGACCAGGGGAAGGCAGCAGAGACGGCGAGUCCGCCAGGGACAUCGGCGCAGGCCCCCAGCCGAUAACAUCACCCCACCCCUGCUCUGGGGUGCGUCUCCCAAUGCCAAGCUCUCCCAUGCAAAGGCACCCUGGUUCUGCUUGCUUUUACUAAUUUAAUGCACGCGUGUACGGGGGGAAAUACACGGCGAUGUGAGCUUGCAAAAGCGACUUUCCGUCAUGCCUCUUCCUUGGCCGCCUUGCAAGGCUAUGUGGCUGAGAAGUUGCCUGACCUGGGCUCUGGCGCCACCUACUGUUCAGCUCCCUGCUUCCUGGCCCACCAGCUGCCACCGCACACCCAAAUCCUUUUCUCGAAAGCCCAUGUGGCCUACCGUGCUCUGAUAAGGGGAGUGAAAAUGUCGAGAAUGGAAAGGUUCUUGGGGAGGUCAUUUAGGCAGGCCACAUAUGGGAAUGGGGGCGUAUUUAUGGGACACCCCCCCCCACCGAUCUCUCCCCAUUGCUCUCCUUGGGACUUCAAAGGGCUGGGCAGGGAGAGGAGAAUUCUCUCCCAUUUGGAAUCUCUGCACAAAUCUUUCUCAGUCCAAAAGGGGACGAAAUAGUGUUGCGAUCUGAGUGCGGAUCCUGACCCUGAAACACCCUCCCCCCCCCAAAAAAAAACCCCUUCUACUCUGAACUUUAGAGACAAUCACCUUGCAGCCAACAUCCCAAAGAGUUUUGUUGUUCUCCCUCUCCGUUUCCAGCUCAGGGGCUUGAGGACAUUGGUGGGGCAAGGGGGGUGUCCCCCAGGUGUUGCUGGACUCCCAGCAGCCAGCAGGCCUAAUGGUCAGGGAGAGCAGGAGUCGUAGCCUGGCCACAGACCAAUGGCGCCCUCAUACCCCCUAGUUUUUCUCCCGGGGAGUUCACUGACCUGGGGGCAGUUUAAAAAAAGUUAAUACCCGUAUUUGCUCCUUUAUUUGUUACUUGUGUGAGUUGUUACUCGCCUCUUCUAAGUACUCCUUUCCCGUCUCUUGUUUCCAUUAUAAAUACCGAAGAAACCAUAUGCACAUUAAUUUUUUAAAAUAAAAAUAAAAAUGGUUGUA
This is a messenger RNA of Podarcis raffonei (Aeolian wall lizard), 3580 nucleotides long. It is a transcript of the gene RFX5, whose product is annotated as regulatory factor X5. The record is from RefSeq and is a predicted model, not a curated record. The transcript is spliced from 11 exons. The coding region runs from base 416 to 2569 and encodes 717 amino acids. Gene Ontology annotation, biological process: regulation of transcription by RNA polymerase II. Gene Ontology annotation, molecular function: RNA polymerase II cis-regulatory region sequence-specific DNA binding; DNA-binding transcription factor activity, RNA polymerase II-specific. NCBI's taxonomy places the organism in Eukaryota, Metazoa, Chordata, Lepidosauria, Squamata, Lacertidae.